Suillus subalutaceus is the source of this 789-nucleotide messenger RNA. RefSeq lists its product as uncharacterized. The transcript is spliced from 2 exons. The record is from RefSeq and is a predicted model, not a curated record. Bases 97 to 615 code for a protein of 172 amino acids. Lineage: Eukaryota; Fungi; Basidiomycota; Agaricomycetes; Boletales; Suillaceae.
GUAUGCAAGUGCAAACCCCACGUCAAGCAUUGAAACUUCAGGGGCAGCGGCAGUGCAUGGGCCACGAGUGUAAGUGCAUGGCUUCAACCUGUAGGAAUGACGUCCCUGACUCCAAACAUUAACGUUUCCGAGUCAACGUGGACACCCGCGUUCGUUAUACCUGCAUUCAUCAGUCCACAAGCACCCACAACUCCCAAACACCUUCAAUCAAUGGCAUUCGUCGAACAAGUGAUACACAGCUUGGGCGGGAAGCACCUCGUAAACUCUCUGAUCACCACUGUCGAGCGCCUCGCGCAGACGACAGAUGUCCUCUCCUCAGACGUUAUCACAACCCUCGCAUCUAUUACGCUGCUCGUAGGAAACCUGACCACCACUGUCGAGCACCUCUCGCAGAAAACCGACACACUCUCCUCCGAUGUUGGUGCAACUAUUGCGCUGCUUGGAGAAAACCUGAUUGUGACAACGAAUGUGCUAGCGUUGGACAUGCAUUACCUACUGCAAGGUUGCAUCGCUCUUGUUGCGCUGCUGUGCUUGUUGACAGUCCUCUGCAUCGUGCGCUGGUGCUACGCAUUUACUAGGGAGCUUCGGGGUGUGCAGCAUCUCAAGACCGCGUAGACUUACACAUAUCAUCCAAUUAUCAAUUUCACCACUGACAGCACUAUUGCGUCAUCGAUUCGGGCAGAAAAUGUUAUGAGAGGCCAGAAUUCCAACGGGAUUGGUGACUGGCCAGAUCUUUUGAUUGCAGGUGUUGUUGGCAAGAACUUCAGAAGAGUCACGGUACAGGAACUG